GUCACGUGACGCGCGGUCCCCGGCCCGGCAGUCCUUACGGGAGCCCGAUGGGGACAAGCGGGCCGGGGUUUGCGUCUCACCUGCGCUGUGUGGUGAGGGCGCGUCGAACCGCUUAACGAGCACCCCUGCUCCGCCGCCCGCCGGUCCGGAGCGCGGCAGGAGCGGCUGGGCUGGGCUCGCCGGCAGCCUUCCCGCCGCUCUGGAAUGAGUGGGGCUGCAUUCCCAUCUCCAGCUGCCGAGAUGGCAGAAAUUAAUCGCCUUCAGUAUGAAAUGGAAUACACUGAAGGAAUCAGUCAGCGCAUGAGGGUCCCAGAAAAACUCAAAGUAGCUCCUCAAAAUGCUGACCUUGAGAAGGGCGCCCAGGAAGGAUUUCCAAAUGCCAGUGUAACUAUGCAGGUUCCAGAGCGGAUUGUAGUGGCAGCUAAUGUUCUUGCAGGUAAUAGUGAAGACAUUCCAUUUUCCAGACCACCUGACCUUGACCUUCUUCAGUCUACUCCAUUCAAACCGCUGGCAUUGAAAACUCCUCCCCGUGUUAUUUCUCUUAGUGAUCGACCGCUAGAUUUUUUGGACCUAGAAAAACCUCUACAGCAGACACCUCAAAAUGAAGAGAUCCGUGCAGUGGGAAGACUGAAGAGAGAACGUUCCAUGAGCGAAAACGCCACUCGACAGAAUGGCCAGCUGGCCCGAAAUGAUUCCAUGUGGCACAGAUCAGAUACUGUCUCAAGAAAUAAAAUGCCACGGUUCCAGUCACCUCUUUCGACUAAGGAUUGCAAUGUGACACCAUCACUGCAACAGGCUCGUAUCUGUCCUCCCAAUAUGUUACCUGAAGAUGGAACUAAUCUUUACUCUGCUCGUGGCAUUUUGUCGUUUAUCCAGUCUUCCACUCGUAGGGCUUACCAGCAGGUGUUGGAUGUGCUGGAUGAAAACCGCAGGCCAGUGUUACGUGGUGGGUCAGCUGCUACCACUUCCUCUAACCCUCAUCAUGACAACACCAGAUAUGGUCUUUCCAACUUUGAUACUACGCUUGAGGGAACACCAGAUGACAUGACAGUUGUAGAUGCUGCUUCCUUAAGACGACAGAUAAUCAAACUUAAUCGCCGCCUACAACUUCUGGAAGAAGAAAACAAAGAGCGUGCUAAGAGGGAAAUGAUCAUGUAUUCAAUAACUGUAGCUUUCUGGCUACUCAAUAGCUGGCUUUGGUUUCGGCGCUAGACACUGCUCGGAAAGAUUUAGUUCUUGAAAAUACAAACAAUUCACAAAAUUCUUUGUUUCUGUUUCUGAAUUGUAUGCUGUUUUAUAAUUCAUACACUGGAAACUUCCACCACAGAUAAAGGCUGUAGAAUUGCAGUGUUAAACGGACACCUUGUUGUUCAGUUAUAAUGUAUUUAACAGAUUUGCAUUGCAAAUAGUUGCAGCAUCCCCCUUUGCAUGCUUCAGUGUAAAUAUGGAUCAGCUGAUAUGAAGUUUGCUUCAUGCAAUGUAAGGACAAUGAUCUACAGGAAUAAUCACUGGAUGUUUUGUUGCGGUGGGAACAGAACAAAUGGAGUGGGUUUGGAGAAAAUGUAAAAACAAAGGAAUAAAAAGUAGGCUUUAUUGUUCUGUUGUUAGAUGCAAUUAAACAUGAUUGCACUAGUUUUCCUUUAGUCUGAAUAGUUUGAGGUGUGCCAUAUUCAAGGAGUGUGUCCUGUUUCAUGAGGAUGUUACUUGUUUAAGUACAUGUUCAGGUCAGAUAAUAAAAGGAAUUUUUUGCUAACAUGCAGAUUGUCCAGAGGUGUGUACUAUGUAUUUUUUUUAGUGUUAACUUUGCAGAUGUUUUUCUAUAAAAUACAUUUUUAAGCAAGUCAGUGUAUGAGUGAUCAAAAGAUUAUGGAGUACAAGAUACUGAUGUAGUAUAUUUAAUAAAACUAUCAAACCGCAUCCAAA
This is a messenger RNA of Strigops habroptila (Kakapo), 1923 nucleotides long. It is a transcript of the gene MFF, whose product is annotated as mitochondrial fission factor. The transcript is spliced from 9 exons. Bases 205 to 1212 code for a protein of 335 amino acids. Lineage: Eukaryota; Metazoa; Chordata; Aves; Psittaciformes; Psittacidae. Gene Ontology annotation, cellular component: peroxisome; mitochondrial outer membrane. Gene Ontology annotation, biological process: positive regulation of mitochondrial fission. The record is from RefSeq and is a predicted model, not a curated record.